AGUUUCUCGCCCUGAGUGUAAGCUCCACGAGAGCUGGGGCUGUCCUCUGUUCACUCUAUCCCCAGUCCCUACAGCAGUGGCUGGUUGUUCACAGGCCAUAUACAGCAGGUGAUAAUAAUGUGAAUUAUCGCACUGUCUUGCGGAGUGAUUUACUUCUGUUUUUACUUAUAUCAACUUUUAACUAGAUUGUGAGGACAGAGGUCGGUGUCUGAGUCAUCCUGUGCCUCACUGGGCUUGAGCAGAAUAGACGCCUGGUCAAGCAUUUGCACACUGGUCGAUGGAUACACUAGAAAGAGCAGGAGCGCGAAAGGGAAUUUUUUUGGCGCCUGCCUCGCCCUUUCAAGCCAAGCUCCCCUGCCCUCUGCCCCUUGCCCGCCGCCCGCAGCCUGCCGCCGGCAAUCCCUCUCCCGCGGAGCAGUAGUCAAGCGAGGCCAGCCGGCCGGGAGCGGGCGGGGGGCGGGACUUCCGGUCCCGCUCGCGACGCGGACCGCGCCAGGCGGAAGCCCGGCUCCGGGCCAGGAUCUGAGAGCCCGGACUGGAGGUGAGUUCGCAGCCGGAGCGUUGCAGGCACUUGUUUCCUCAGUGGAUGCUUUUCGGCGUGCCGCCGCCCGGCGCCGCGGGACUGGGAGACCGGGAGUUGAGAAGAGGAGGAAGAAUAAUGGGAGGAGACAGGACCUUUUUCAACUUGACAAAUAGUCUGUCCUGCCGCUCUGUGGAGCUGCUCCUGCCAACUCAUUGCUUUCUGCUGUGCUGUGAUCCUGCAGUCAGUUGCCGCUGUUGCUACUGCAAUCAUUUGCACCAAACUGAGCCAGAGAAGUUCCCUCUUUUAACAUAAAGGGUCAAGAAAUUGGAGCAUGGCUAUGAGUAAUGGAAACAAUGAUUUUGUGGUUCUGAGCAACAGCAGCAUCACAACCAGUGCUGCUAACCCGAGUCCCCUUACCCCCUCUGAUGGAGACCAUGCAGCCCAGCAGCUCACACCCAAAGAAGCAACAAGAACAAAAGUGAGUCCAAAUGGAUGCCUGCAACUUAAUGGCACAGUUAAAUCAUCCUUUCUGCCUUUAGACAACCAAAGAACGCCUCAGAUGUUACCCCAAUGCUGCCAUCCUUGCCCAUACCAUCACCCUUUGACUAGCCAUAGCAGUCACCAAGAGUGCCAUCCUGAGGCUGGCCCUGCAGCACCCUCUGCUUUGGCCUCGUGUUGCAUGCAGCCACACUCCGAGUAUUCUGCAUCUCUUUGUCCAAAUCAUUCACCUGUGUAUCAGACUACGUGCUGUCUUCAGCCCUCUCCAUCCUUCUGCCUGCAUCAUCCGUGGCCUGACCAUUUUCAGCAUCAGCCUGUGCAACAGCACAUAGCCAACAUAAGAUUCACCAGAAAACUAAGCGUGCUUCGUGGCUUCUUCAGAUGUGAACGUGUUCACUGAAAGCCCAGUCUGUGUAAAGCUGCUGAGCCCUCACCAGCUCACUGGAGUGGCCCUGCGCUCCGUUCCUCUCUGCACACUUGGAUGGCCCUGGCCAGCUGAGUGCUGCAGGUCAGGAGGCUGCGCUCUCCUACAGCCACACACUUCUGCUCCCGGCAUUUGACAAGUGUGCUUACCAAACCCAUGCAUGCCAGUUGGCUUGUUUUGACCAUCCAGACCUUUCAAGUUGCCAAAAAGUUAUGCAGCCCUGAUAGCUGACUGGCCAGUGGUGGUCUUGGGCAUGUGCACCAUGUUCAUCGUGGUCUGUGCCUUGGUUGGAGUAUUAGUGCCAGAGCUUCCUGACUUCUCCGAUCCAUUGCUGGGUUUUGAACCAAGAGGAACAGCAAUAGGCCAGAGACUGGUCACAUGGAAUAAUAUGGUGAAAAAUACAGGAUACAAAGCAACAUUAGCAAAUUAUCCCUUUAAAUAUGCAGAUGAACAAGCCAAAAGCCAUCGGGAUGAUAGAUGGUCAGAUGAUCAUUAUGAAAGAGAGAAAAGAGAAGUUGACUGGAACUUCCACAAGGACAGCUUUUUCUGCGACGUUCCAAGUGACCGAUAUUCCAGAGUGGUAUUUACUUCAUCUGGAGGGGAGACAUUGUGGAAUUUACCUGCAAUUAAAUCGAUGUGCAAUGUAGAUAAUUCCAGGAUCAGAUCUCACCCCCAGUUUGGUGAUCUCUGCCAGAGGACCACUGCUGCCUCCUGCUGCCCCAGCUGGACACUGGGAAACUACAUCGCCAUUCUGAACAAUAGAUCGUCCUGUCAGAAGAUAGUCGAGCGAGACGUCUCUCAUACCUUGAAGCUGCUUCGGACUUGUGCCAAACACUACCAAAAUGGCACUCUCGGGCCAGACUGCUGGGACAUGGCAGCCAGAAGAAAGGACCAGCUCAAGUGCACCAAUGUCCCACGCAAAUGUACCAAGUACAAUGCCGUGUACCAGAUCCUCCAUUACUUGGUGGACAAAGACUUUAUGACCCCAAAGACGGCUGACUAUGCCACGCCAGCUUUAAAAUACAGCAUGCUCUUCUCUCCCACAGAGAAAGGGGAGAGCAUGAUGAACAUUUACUUGGACAACUUUGAAAACUGGAACUCUUCUGACGGCGUGACUACCAUCACCGGGAUUGAGUUUGGUAUCAAACACAGUUUGUUUCAGGAUUAUCUUCUAAUGGAUACUGUGUAUCCUGCCAUAGCCAUUGUGAUUGUCCUUUUAGUCAUGUGUGUCUACACCAAGUCCAUGUUUAUCACUCUGAUGACAAUGUUUGCAAUAAUCAGUUCUUUGAUUGUUUCCUAUUUUCUCUAUCGUGUAGUAUUUCACUUCGAAUUUUUUCCUUUUAUGAACCUCACUGCCCUCAUUAUUUUGGUUGGAAUUGGAGCAGAUGAUGCCUUUGUCCUGUGUGAUGUUUGGAACUACACAAAAUUUGAUAAGCCUCAUGCUGAGACCUCAGAAACUGUAAGCAUCACCUUGCAGCACGCUGCCCUCUCCAUGUUCGUCACCAGUUUUACCACUGCUGCUGCCUUUUAUGCUAACUAUGUUAGCAACAUUACAGCAAUCCGAUGCUUUGGAGUUUAUGCAGGGACAGCUAUUUUGGUGAAUUAUGUUUUGAUGGUCACAUGGCUUCCAGCAGUUGUUGUGCUGCAUGAACGGUAUCUUCUUAAUAUAUUCACUUGCUUCAAAAAGCCCCAGCCCCAAAUAUAUGAUAACAAAAGCUGCUGGACAGUGGCUUGCCAGAAGUGCCACAAAGUACUCUUUGCCAUUUCAGAAGCAUCUCGAAUUUUUUUUGAAAAAGUAUUGCCAUGCAUUGUCAUUAAGUUUCGCUACCUUUGGCUGUUUGGGUUCCUUGCCUUAACUGUAGGUGGGGCCUACAUUGUAUGUAUAAAUCCAAAGAUGAAACUGCCCUCACUGGAGUUAUCCGAGUUCCAGGUGUUCAGGUCGUCUCAUCCUUUUGAGCGUUAUGAUGCUGAAUACAAAAAGCUUUUCAUGUUUGAACGUGUUCACCAUGGUGAGGAGCUCCACAUGCCUAUCACAGUAAUCUGGGGCGUGUCCCCAGAAGACAAUGGCAAUCCACUAAAUCCCAAGAGUAAAGGGAAGUUGACAUUAGAUAGCAGUUUUAACAUCGCCAGCCCAGCUUCCCAGGCAUGGAUUUUGCACUUCUGUCAAAAACUGAGAAACCAAACAUUCUUUUACCAGACUGAUGAACAGGACUUCACCAGCUGCUUCAUUGAGACGUUCAAACAGUGGAUGGAGAACCAGGACUGUGAUGAGCCUGCCCUGUACCCAUGCUGCAGCCACUGGAGCUUCCCCUACAAGCAAGAGAUUUUUGAACUGUGCAUCAAGAGAGCUAUCAUGGAGCUGGAAAGGAGUACAGGGUACCAUUUGGAUAGCAAAACCCCAGGGCCGAGGUUUGAUAUUAAUGAUACUAUCAGGGCAGUGGUGUUAGAGUUCCAGAGUACCUACCUCUUCACACUGGCUUAUGAAAAGAUGCAUCAGUUUUAUAAAGAGGUGGACUCAUGGAUAUCCAAUGAGCUGAGUUCGGCCCCUGAAGGCCUCAGCAAUGGUUGGUUUGUCAGCAAUCUGGAGUUCUAUGACCUCCAGGAUAGCCUCUCCGAUGGCACCCUCAUUGCCAUGGGGCUUUCAGUUGCUGUUGCAUUUAGUGUGAUGCUGCUGACAACUUGGAACAUCAUCAUAAGCCUUUAUGCCAUCAUUUCAAUUGCUGGAACGAUAUUUGUCACUGUUGGUUCUCUCGUCCUGCUGGGUUGGGAGCUAAAUGUGUUGGAAUCUGUCACCAUUUCCGUUGCCGUUGGCUUGUCUGUAGACUUUGCCGUCCAUUAUGGGGUUGCCUACCGCUUGGCUCCAGAUCCCGACCGAGAAGGCAAGGUGAUCUUCUCUCUGAGUCGCAUGGGCUCUGCGAUUGCCAUGGCUGCCCUGACCACCUUUGUGGCAGGGGCCAUGAUGAUGCCCUCCACAGUUCUAGCGUACACCCAGCUGGGCACCUUCAUGAUGCUCAUCAUGUGUAUCAGCUGGGCUUUCGCCACCUUCUUUUUCCAGUGUAUGUGCCGGUGCCUUGGACCACAGGGGACCUGUGGUCAGAUUCCCUUACCUAAAAAACUACAGUGCAGUGCCUUUUCCCAUGCCUUGUCUACAAGUCCUAGUGACAAGGGACAAAGCAAAACACAUACCGUAAAUGCUUAUUUAGAUCCCAGGGGCCCCAAAUCUGAACUGGAGCAUGAGUUUUAUGAAUUAGAACCUCUGGCUUCCCACAGCUGCACUGCCUCUGAGAAGACCACUUAUGAAGAGACCCACAUCUGCUCUGAAUUUUUCAACAGCCAAGCAAAGAAUUUAGGGAUGCCUGUGCAUGCAGCUUACAACAGUGAACUCAGCAAAAGCACUAAAAAUGACACUGGCUCUGCCUUGUUACAGCCCUCUCUUGAACAGCACACCAUGUGUCACUUCUUCUCUCUGAAUCAGAGAUGUGGCUGCCCAAAUGCCUACAAACGCUUGAAAUACGGCCCGCACUCUUGCCAGCAGAUGGGGGACUGCGUGUGCCACCAGUGCGCUCCUACCACUAGCAGCUUUGUCCAGAUCCAAAACGGCAUGGCACCUCUGAAGGCCACACACCAAGCUGCCGAGGGCUUUGUGCACCCCAUCACACACAUCCACCACUGUCCCUGCCUGCAGGGCAGAGUAAAGCCAGCUGGAAUGCAGAAUUCUCUGCCUAGGAAUUUUUUCCUCCAGCCAGUGCAGCACAUUCAGGCCCAAGAAAAAAUUGGCCACACCAAUGUACACAGUCUUCAGAGGAGCAUAGAAGAGCAUCUUCCAAAGAUGGCAGAGCCAUCAUCAUUUGUCUGCAGAAGCACUGGAUCAUUUCUCAAAACGUGUUGUGACCUCGAGAAUAAACAAAGGGAACUCUGUAAAAAUAGAGACAUGAGCAAUAUGGAGAGCAGUGGAGGGACUGAAAACAAGGCAGGAGGGAAAGUGGAGCUGAGCCUGUCACAGAUGGAUGCAAGUGUGAACUCAGAACAUUUCAAUCAGAAUGAACCAAAAAUCAUAUUUAAUCAUUUAAUGGGGGAGGCUGGCUGUAGGUCCUGCCCAAAUAAUUCACAAAGCUGUGGCGGAAUUGUGAGAGUGAAGUGCAAUUCUGUGGACUGUCAGAUGCCAAACAUGGAAGCCAAUGUGCCUGCUGUAUUAACACACUCGGAACUUUCUGGUGAAAGUUUGUUAAUAAAAACACUAUAAUAAAUACAGCAUUCAAUUCAGAACCAGUGCCUCAGUUAUUCUUUUAACAUGGAAGUAAAAUCCAGAAGCUUAGAAAAGAAGCCCAAAAAUACAGCAACAAGCGUGUUUCACAUUAACAAUUAUAGAAUAUUUUUAUAUUUCUUAGGAACAAUAAACUUACAAAUCUGCUGAGUGCAUUAGGUUAUUAGAUUGGAUGAUUGUUGGAUUUUAUAUUUUCAAAAAGUAUAGUUGUUUUUUACAUUUAUGCCCAGCUUGAAAUAUAGAAAUAUAUAAAUAUUUAUAUAUUUAUAUCUCUUUCUACACUCCCACUGCAGUGAACUGGAGGUUUAAAGUUUGAAUUAAAGUUUCUGUUCUCCUGGGCCAUCAUAUUCACCUGGUAUCCUCAUUCUAGUAUAUUUUGUGGGCAGUGAUCAGGACUUCGGAUCGCUCAACACCAAUACUAGGAAUUGCUCUAAUUUUCAUUGAGCCACUUCAUUUGGGAUCCAAAAACUAAACAACAUUAAAAUUUACAUUUUUGGUGAGGCUUCAUGUAAAAAAUCAAUUGCCAAGCACCUUAAUAAUGCAUCCCACAUGUCUGCUUCAGUAGACUUUACAUGAAGCCAAGAACACACAUAUCCACACCAGUGUCUUUUCCACUUUAGCCAAAAUGUACAGUUGUUCAGUUAUUUUAGCUGUUAACCCAGGAGCCAUGAGCAUCAUCUGUGUCAGGCCACAAUUAUGUUAGAGGCACAGAAGGAAGGGCAUGAAUGAAGAGAUGUGAUCACACAAAACAGUGCUGCACUUCCCAGGAUACAUUGCCUGAUGCCAGAGACAGAUCCAGGUCAGGUGAGCAUUCAGAGCAAGGGAACUUGGAUGAAGUCUUGCUUCCAACUCUGCCCCUGAGGGGCCAUGUUUAGAAGGCUGCUUUCUGCUUUGUUAAAGAGUGUCUCAAGACACUUAAGGAUUAUUUUCUUGUGCAGCUAACACCUGGAAAUACUGAGCCUUCAGGCAGCAUCUUAAAUGACACUUGUGUAUCUCAUGUUAGAUCAGUUGGCAGUAAUUGAGCUGUUGGAGCCUGCUUUCUGGAUAAGGCUUCAGAUGACAGCCGUCAUCAUAGGGUGUCAUCUGAUCCUUUGUGCAUUCCAGCCCCAUCCUGGAAGUGUUCCUCUGCAUUCUGCUUCCCUCUGGAGUUCUACCUCCAAUUUGGUCCUCCGAAGAAAACAGUGGAAGUAUUUGUAAAUACAAUGUUCCCUCCUAACGUUAUAUUGGUUAUUUUCUAAGAAUAGUUUUCCAAAUUAGAUCUGCAUGUUAUUCCAGGGCCUGAAAAAAAAGCUGUCAGGAGCAGGAAGGGAUCUUAUGGGUCAUUGACUCCAGCCCACAUCCACUAAACCACCGAUUUGUUAAGUAACUUUCCAGCUUUUGCUUGAACACUCCGGUGACCAGUAGCUCACUACAUGUCUACCUUGGUUGAACUGGAAUCUGUUGUCCUGUAGUUUUUCUACCAGUUUGUCCUCAUUCUGUUCUCUGAAGUGAAAGCAAACAUCCCUCCUGCUAACAUUCGCAGUUCACUGAGUUCAUCCCGUGAACACAGAUUGAGCAUCUCCGCACUGUGUAGCUGAAAUACACAGACUCUGAUUACACUGCAAGGAGGAGGACCAGCCCCCAGGAGCGUGGAUGGCACUCCCGCUAGUUCACACAGGGAUGGAAAUAACUUUUGCUCAAGUAUUACAGCCAACUUUCAGGCAGCGUACAGGGAACUAGACCCUCUAGGUAUCUCACAUGUUCUGUUGCUAAGCUGCCUCUCCAAACCAGUUAGAUUUUUUAACACUGACAUUCAGGAAUUUAUGUCCAUUCCCAUCGCACUUAAUUCUGUUAGAUAAAUACGGAAUGUAUGGAGGAGAAGCAACACUUGAAAACAGGACUCACAAACCCAACACUAGAGUCUUUGAUUUCCCUCUGAAAUGUGUAACCACAAAGUUAUGUGAAAAUUUAGUGGCCCAAAAGCACUUUUUUCUUGGGCACACACACAGAUUGAAUUUAAAGGCAUUUAAAAAAAAAAAAAAAA
Chlorocebus sabaeus (green monkey) is the source of this 7732-nucleotide messenger RNA. NCBI's taxonomy places the organism in Eukaryota, Metazoa, Chordata, Mammalia, Primates, Cercopithecidae. The record is from RefSeq and is a predicted model, not a curated record.